This is a messenger RNA of Equus caballus (horse), 5251 nucleotides long. RefSeq names its product zinc finger protein 544 (gene ZNF544). The record is from RefSeq and is a predicted model, not a curated record. Gene Ontology annotation, biological process: regulation of transcription by RNA polymerase II. NCBI's taxonomy places the organism in Eukaryota, Metazoa, Chordata, Mammalia, Perissodactyla, Equidae. Gene Ontology annotation, molecular function: RNA polymerase II cis-regulatory region sequence-specific DNA binding; DNA-binding transcription repressor activity, RNA polymerase II-specific. Gene Ontology annotation, cellular component: nucleoplasm; nucleus.
CAAGACACUCGACCCUCGACGCCGCUGGCGGGAGAAACCGCCGCCGGCCCGCGGUCUUCUGGGACUUGUAGUUCGUUGUGCCGAACGCGCGCACUUCCGCCGCCCACCGGAAGCGCCGCCAUUGCCCCGCGCUAGUAGUGCGCUCACGCCGCCCGCCGCGGGAGGCUCUCUGUGCGGGAGGGUAGGCGACAGCCUCCGUGCGGCUGCCCCGGGACGUGGACACGUUGUCUUCCACUGGAGCAGAGUGGACACCCCAAUGUGUGAACUUCGCUAGAAGCCCAGAGUUUCAUUUGCAUGGCCCCUAAUUGGCAUGGAAACAGAGACUUGAGGAGUCAGCAAAGUGAUGAGAUAUGCUGAUCUGUAAGAUUGCCCUGAGCUGAAGAAUCCUGGUGCCCCCGUGACGCAGCAUUGCCCUCAAGUUCCUGUCUGUCUGUGAAGCGGAAUCUCUCGUCCCUGGCACUUUCCACGCAGGAGGCCGGUCAUUCUCUGGUGAGGCUGUCCUGUGCGCUUCAAGAUGCUUAGUACGUCUCUCACCUCUACCCACUAGAUGGUAGCCAGUAGUUUUCCCCUCUACAUCCACCCCUUGCCAAGUUGUGACGACCAUAAAUGUCUUCAGACAUUGCCAGAUGUCCCUUGAGGGCAAAACCACCCCCAGUUGAGAGCCACUGCUCUACAGAAAUGGCCGACUUUCUUACACGUCCUGGAGACAUCUUCCUCUUGGUGGCCUUGUCCUUUCAUUGAGUCUGGCACUCACUGUGGAGGGGUCCCCGAGGAAACAAAGACAUUUUAUCAGGCAGGAUAUCCCCAAGGACUCAGAGGUGACCUCCCUGCAGCUGGUCAUGGAAUAGACCUUUCCUUAGGAUGUGCAGGACGUGGAGAACUCAGGUCUGCGGAGUCAGCCGCUUGUGUGCUGGCCAUGUGGCCACCCCAUGUUGUGGAUGGAUGGAGCUUUUGCCUUUUUGGGGGGAGGUCAUUUUAUUCUUUGAGUUUAAUGCUGCAAGUCAGGUAAACGUGUGCUCACACCAACUCUAAGAGACUUGAACGUUGAACGUUUGUUCACAGACUUAUGUUCUGCCUUAAACAUUUUUUAGUGGGAUAUGAAUGGUUUUCCCCCCCAAAUUCCUUAUUUGACCUCAAUUCUGAUCAUUCUGGCGUUCCAUCCGUUGCCUGUGCGUUGCUGCCGUAUCUCCUGGUCGGGUGCCAGGUCAGACACAGCCCUGCGGUGUGAAGGCAUCAUCUUCUGUGUCAGCAUGGAAAUAGCUGCUCAGCUUGCUUUCUCUUCAUUUUCUAGUUAUUCUGAGAGGAGUUGAAUGCUUGUUUUGCCUGAAGAACUGUAAGUUUGUGUGAGGAAGAGAGAUUGGGACCCACUGCCUAGAUUGUGCCCAGAAGGAGAGCGUCCUUGCAGAGUUAAGGGAGCUCUCAGACCCCAGCUGUGUGUCGAAGCAGUAGGGUUCCCAGAAGAGACUGUCUUGGAAAUAAGAGCUGGCGGGAAGCUGCCUUGGAGGGUUUCAUGGUUCCAGUAGCUGCAGGUGGUGCUGGCCCUGUGUUCCUGCUGGCAGUGUCCAGGAGCGGCCCCCCAACGCACGCUCUCGGGAGCUCAGGACCUAAGAGAAACCCCAGCACCUGGAGAACCACAAAGAGGAGAUGAUGCUGGUGGAAGAACUUACCCAAGCAUUUGAAGACAAAGCCCUGCCUUCUGAGGAUCUCUGCCCUCUUCACGACAACUUUUUCAGCUAUGAGGAGGAAACAGAAGCGCAUUCUCAGCCGGUCCCAUCCCAGCCCCCUGUGAGCUUCAAGGACGUGGCUGUGACCUUCACACGUGAGGAGUGGGGACAGCUGGACCCAGCCCAAAGGAUGCUGUACCGUGACGUGACUCUGGAGACCUGCAGCCACCUGUUCUCCCUGGGGCUUCUGCUUUCCAAACCGGACAUGAUCUCCUGGCUGGAGCAAGGGGAAGACCCAUGGAGGGCGAGGCAGGGACCCCCCCAAGACUGGAAGACUACACUUGAAAAGAAAGAGCCAACUUCCAAAGAGGGUACUGCUGCAGAGGAUACAUCCCACCACGUGGAAGUGAAACACUGUGUCUGGGAAGAGGGCUUCUGGUCCCUGUCAUUAGGAGAAGAGCAGGAUUGGAGGGACCAGCUAGGAGAGCACCAGGAGGACUCUUGGAGUCAAACAAGACUCAUGUCAGAGAGACUGUUUGCUCAAGGGGAACAUUGUGAGCAUGACCUUUGGGGAAGUUAUCUGAGCUUAAGCCUUCUACCUUCAACAUUACCCAUAAGAACACAUUUCCAAAAGUUCAAUGCACAGGUUAAAAAGUUGAAACAGAAUUCAGUUUUCAUUAAUCAUCAGAAAGACUGGACUGACUUGAAGCCCUGUGAAAGUCAUCAAAGUGUUAGAGCCUUCUGUCAGAGCAUUUACUUGAAUAAACUUGCAAAUGGUGAAAUGGGAAAUAAAAAACCUUGUGAAUAUACUGUCAGUAGUGACUCUUUCAACUGUGAUACCUCCCUUCAUUUUCAUAAUAUAAUUUCUUCAGCAGAGAACAGUAAUGACUGUAAGGACUAUGGAGACAUCGUUAACCAUAGCCUAUCUCUGAGUGAACACAAGCCAAUGCAUUUUGGGGAAAGUCAGUGUGAGUGUGACGAAUGCCUUGUACAAACUGAAAUAAGAGAUCCUGGAAAGGUACCAUUCAGGUAUGAGGAGGACUGUGAUGCCUUCCAUGUGGCCUCAUCUUUUACUGACUGUGACAUUCAGACCAGAAAGAAGCCAUGUGCCUGUAAUCAGUGUGGAAAAUCUUUCAGCUGUUGCUCUAAGCUUGUUGUGCACCAGAGGACACACACUGGAGAAAAGCCCUAUGAAUGUAGCCGGUGUGGGAAGUCUUUCAGCCAGAGCUAUGACCUUGUCGUACAUGAGAGAACUCACACUGGAGAGAAGCCCUAUGAAUGUAACCAGUGUGGGAAAUCCUUCACCCAGAGUUCCAAACUUAUUAGGCAUCAGCGAACUCACACUGGAGAAAAACCAUAUAAAUGUCAUGAAUGUGGGAAAUCUUUCAGGUGGAACUCUAACCUUAUUGUACAUCAAAGAAUUCAUACUGGAGAGAAGCCUUAUGGGUGUGCUCAUUGUGGAAAAUCCUUCAGCCAAAGCUCUGACUUUGUUGCACAUAAAAGGACGCACACUGGAGAGAAGCCCUAUGAAUGUAACCAGUGUGGAAAAUCCUUCAUCCGAAGCACUCAACUUAUUAGGCAUCUGCGAAUUCACACUGGAGAGAAGCCAUAUAGAUGCAAUCAGUGUGAUAAAACCUUCACUGGGAGCUCUCACCUCAUUGAACAUCAGAGAACUCAUACUGGAGAGAAGCCUUUUGAAUGUGAUCAGUGUGGGAAAGCCUUUACUGGGAGCUCUCACCUUCUUUCACAUCAGAGAAUUCAUUCUGGAGAGAAACCAUAUGAAUGUAAUGACUGUGGGAAAGCUUUUCGGCAGCGAUCACAGCUUAUUGUGCAUCAGCGAACCCAUACUGGAGAGAGACCUUAUAAAUGCAGUCAUUGUGGAAAAGCCUUCAGCCAGAGGUCUCCCCUCAUUGUGCAUCAGAGAACACACGUUGGAGAGAAGCCCUAUCAGUGUAAGAUGUGUGUUAAAGCUUUCAGUCAGAGGUCACGCCUUAUUGAACAUCAGAGAACACAUACUGGAGAAAAGCCCUAUGAAUGUGUCAACUGUGGGAAAGCCUUCAGUGAUCGAUCAACCCUUACAAAACAUGAGAGAACACACACUGGUGAGAAACCCUAUGAGUGUAAUCAUUGUGAAAAGGCCUUUAGCCAGCGGUGUCAACUUACUAGGCAUCAGAGAAUUCAUACUGGAGAGAAACCCUAUGAAUGUAACGAAUGUGGGAAAUCUUUCAGUUAUAAUACUUCCCUUGUUCAACAUGAGAAAACUCAUGAGAGAGAAAACCUAUGAAUAAUCAAGAUGGAAAAGCUUACUGCCAGACCUACUUUACUAGACAUCAGAUGACCAAAGUAUGACUGUCAGAAUGUGGUCUAGUGACCACAUGCAUCAGAAUUGCUUGGUGUGUGUGUUGAAACUGCACGUUAUCAAGCUCACCCUGAUCUACAAAAUCAGAAUCUCUAGCAUUAAAACCCAGGAGCCUGCAGUUUCCAAAAGCAGCACAAGUGAUUUGUAUGUACACUAAAAUGUGUUUACUUCUGAAUUUAGGUGAGAAGCUAUGAUCGGGACCACUGAUGAAAAACUCAGUCAGAGCUCUUAACAGGACUUGGGUACAAUGCCAUUCUGAAUUCCCUACCAGAUAAUCUUUUUAGUGCAAACAACCAGCCAAACUUAAUCAGAUGUUGUCCCUGUAACACAUUCCUAGAAAUGAUGGGGGACUGGAAGAUAUUCCUGAUACAGAGUCCCAAACAUUUCAUCAAAGAAGAAAUCAUUGCAUGAGGAAGUUGGUGUUGAGUGAUGAACUAGAAAACCAGCCAUUUUCAAUGUAAACCAGCAAUUAACAACACAAAUUGAAGGAAGACUAAGGAUGGGAAGUCUUCUGAAAUGGUUUUUAUUAGAAUUAAAGGUAGACUCUGAGUAUUUCAGGGACUCUGUUCUACUCUAACUCACCUUUGUUGCACAGUUAGGUUGACUGUAAUCAGAACUGGGUGCAUAGCAAUAUGAAAAAUAUCAGGUGAAAUGAAAACAGGACCCAAAAUAGUAUGUACACAAAACAUUACAACUACAUAAAAACGUGUACAUAGAUGGUUAAGAAGGUCAAUUGAGCAGCGUGUUCAAAAAACGGCUGAAAUGUAAAUCAACAAUGGUGAACAACAUGGGAGAGGCCAUUACUGCAAACUUGAGCAAGAUGAAAGCAGGUAGGAGAUGUCACCUGAAGAUGCAGAGUGGGAAAGGCUGAAGCCAGGAGCAUGAAGAGAGGACUGCAGCUGUGGUGGUCAUGGGACCCCCACAGAGCUGCCGACUGACAGGUGGAGCAGGAGAGAAGAGUUAAUUGAAGGUCUAGCCAUGAAACUCCCAAGUUUUCUCCCCCGACCUCCCCUUUUUUUCUUGUCUUGCAUUAAGUAUCUGGCUGUGGGUAAGCAAUAAGUAAAGAAGGGAAUGAGUUAUAUGCUAAAAAAUUAGUCUGGAGGAGUAGGGAAUCUGGUGUAUUAUGCUCCUGAACAAGGGCUGCCUUGUUUUGGCAUUUCAAGGACCUUCUAGUUCUUGCCCUUUUCCCCCUAAAGCAAGGUAUGCCAUUAAACUGCCUCCCCCCAUC